This is a messenger RNA of Cryptococcus wingfieldii CBS 7118, 723 nucleotides long. RefSeq lists its product as hypothetical. Lineage: Eukaryota; Fungi; Basidiomycota; Tremellomycetes; Tremellales; Cryptococcaceae. Bases 1 to 723 code for a protein of 240 amino acids. The record is from RefSeq and is a predicted model, not a curated record. The transcript is spliced from 2 exons.
AUGUUGGAAACUACCAUCGGCCAGCUCCCUGCUCGUCAGAUCGAACGCCCGUUCCAAACCCAGCACGACCUCCGGCAGCGCCAGGAGAGGUACAACCAAAGCGGGACUGAAGACCUCGAGAGUGAGUAUGACUUUGGGGACGAAGACGACAUGGGCGAGCUAUCGGAUUCUUACUCCAGCGUCCACACGACCUCCCGCCCAGUCACCCCUUCCCACCCACCCCCUACCCCCGUACACAUUACCAGCUCCUCGUCCUCCUCCUCUUCACCAAAGAAUGACAUUUUCAAACUCGCCGACAAGGCUGAAAAGAUCCUGGGCCUCACACCCGGUACACUCCCCUAUGCGAGAGCCAACCUCGAGAGCGCCCGAGAACAAGUACGCCGUACAGCGGCCUUCCCAUCGCCCGAGCCUGUCCCUUUGUCCCUCUCCCCGCCACCGACGGGGGAGGACGCCGAGCCAAAGUCGUACUUUGACAUGGGUGGCAAGUCGAAGAAGCAGUCAAAGAUGACCAGGGCGAGAAAGGCAAUGAGUGUGACUGGUUUGGGAGGGCUCGCACCAGGGAAGAUUGCGAGUGUUGUCAUAGGUACGGGUGGGAAGGAGGAGGAGGAGAGGCAUGAGAGGAGGAGGAAAGCCACGGAUGGGGUGCUGUACUGGCAGAGAGAAGUAGCCAGGUUGGUGGAGGAGGAUGCGACGAUGAAUGCGACUCUAAAGAGGAGACGUUAG